Molecule: messenger RNA, 1196 nt
Organism: Panonychus citri (citrus red mite)
Lineage: Eukaryota; Metazoa; Arthropoda; Arachnida; Trombidiformes; Tetranychidae
Product: syntaxin-5-like
Exons: 2
Coding region: 208-1119 (303 amino acids)
Biological process (GO): intracellular protein transport; endoplasmic reticulum to Golgi vesicle-mediated transport; vesicle fusion
Cellular component (GO): endomembrane system; Golgi membrane; SNARE complex
Molecular function (GO): SNARE binding; SNAP receptor activity
Source: RefSeq, a predicted model, not a curated record
AUUCCCUAUACUCAAGGCAACAAAUGGAGUUGAGGCUCAUGUGUCCUAUUGCAAAUUGAAUUGACUUAAUUGUCUAAUCAUUUAAAUUCUUAUUGUUUUUCUCAAUCUCUGUUUAUUGUGAUCGGUUGAUUUCCAUUAGGAUACAAAAUACAAAAACUUUAGAUUUUUCUAUUGUUUUGAUUAACAAGUCCCAAUGACAAUUGAGGUAUGGACCGAACCAACGAAUACAAAUUGACUCUCAAAUGGAUGGAGAGUAACAAGAUCAAUUCAAGGAAAGGCUUCCCCGAUAAUCCAAAACCUUUUCACUAUAAUGAUUUCAUGAAAUCAACUCGUGCAAUAUUUUCGGAACUUGCAAUGACUUGUAGUAAAUUGGAAAAGCUGAAUGAGUUGGCUCGGAAGAAGACGAUCUUUGACUCUGAUGAGUCGAGUGCUCAACUUAGUGAACUAGUUUAUAUUAUCAAGAAAGAUGUAAAUUCGCUUAAUCAACAGAUUGAAGAAUUGAGACAAAAUCAGCUUGCAAAGGUGAAAGAUGGUAAACGUCAGAAUGUCGAAUCUUAUUCGAAAAAUGUUGUACUCAACCUCCAAGAACAAUUAGCAAGUGUAAGUAGCGAUUUCAAGACAACACUAGAACUCAGAUCUCAGAAUAUGCAACAACAAAAGGCGAGAAGAGAGCAAUUCACUGGGUCCACUCCAUCGACAUCUAAUCAAUUGCAGCAACGAAAGACAACUUCAACUAUAAUUGACUUUGGAGAUGAACCAUUAACUCUUAGUAAAUCAAAUCAUUCGCAACAACAACAACAACAAUCACAGGCACAGUUGCUCAUCUAUGAGGACAAUACAUCACAAUAUUUGGAGGAACGAGCGUCCACCAUGCAAACAAUUGAAUCAACGAUAGUUGAACUCGGAGGAAUAUUCAAUCAAUUGGCUACAAUGGUCCAGCAACAAGAUGAAAUGAUUAGCAGAAUCGAUGCUAACAUUGCAGAUACUAAUUUGAACGUUGAAGCUGCUCACCAAUCUUUAUUGAGAUAUUUCCAAUCAGUCACCAAUAAUAGAUGGUUAAUGUUCAAAGUUUUCGGUGUUCUCUUCAUCUUUUUCUUAUUAUUUGUCAUGUUGACAUGACAAAUUCAUCUCUGUGAUUUUAAAAAUUCCAUUAUGAAAUUGUAACCUGUUUAUUAACAGUUUAUUUUAAAAUAUUA